Malus domestica (apple) is the source of this 812-nucleotide messenger RNA. The record is from RefSeq and is a predicted model, not a curated record. Lineage: Eukaryota; Viridiplantae; Streptophyta; Magnoliopsida; Rosales; Rosaceae.
CCAAGCAAUGGCAGAGGACUGUGAUUCUUCAUCCUUGGUUCACCUCAAUGUGGGAGGAAAGAAGUUUUCCACCACCGUCGGUACUCUAACUCAGCGUCAACCCGACUCCAUGCUUGCUGCAAUGUUUAGCGGUCGACACACUUUGCGCCAAGAUAAGAAGGGAUAUGUUUUUAUCGAUAGGGAUGGCGAACAUUUUCGGCACAUUCUUAACUGGUUAAGAGACGGUGAGGUUCCUAAAUUAGAAGCUUCCCAAUAUGCAGAACUUGUUAAGGAGGCAAAGUACUAUCAACUACUAGGGUUAGUUGAUGGAAUACCUGAUGUCCUGAACAGUAAGGAAGAUAAGAAGUUGGAUGCAGAUUUUACCCGUGCCGAGGUUAUCGACUACAUAUAUACAAAGAAGUGGUCUAGAGGCGUGGGUGGUUGUACGUAUUAUUUUCGAGGGGUUAAUCUUUCUGGCCGUAAUCUUUCAAAACUGGACCUGUCACAUGUCAAUUUCGGCUAUGCAUGUCUGAGAAACGUGUGUUUCUCAGGUGCAAAUAUUCAAGGGUCUAAUUUCAACUACGCUGAUGCUGAAGGUGCUACCUUUGACAGUGCAAAUUUGCGUAGUUCUACUUUUUAUCAUGCAAAUCUUCGAGGAGCUUCUUUUGUGGGUGCUAAAAACUACGAUCUCGUUGGGGCAUCUUGCGUGGAAGAUUGUAGGCACUGAAAGUUAUCCUCGACAAUGUCGAUCAUGUUAGAAGUGCUUUAGGGAUGCUAUUGGAAUCUAAUUUUUAUUUUCUUUAAUUUAAACCACUUGCAAAGGGUUGAUGUAU